AUGUCGACCGUGCGCGCGAAGCGGAAGCACGUCCUCGACAGCGACAGCGACGACGACGACGACGACUCUGACGCGCCCGUCGUCGUCGCCGCGACCGCGCCGCCCGCGGUCGCGGUCGCGGUCGCGGUCGCGGUCGCGGACGACGGCGACGACGGCGACGACGUCGACGACGACGACGACGCGAGAGCGGCGACCGUUCGAUCCGCCGCGGCCGCGUCGGCCGCGGACGCGAGCGGACGGCCGAGGAACCGCCUGAAGUCGAGGGCGGCGUCGGAGCAGGAGAUCAUCGCCCUGGACGUCGACGGCGAGAGCGGCGGCGGCGGCGGCGGCGGCGGCGGCGGCGGGAUCGACGACCGGGGAGUCGUCGUGAUCGACGACGACGGAAACGACGACGACGACGACGACGUGGUGGAGCUCCUCGAGGAAGAAGAUCACGCGCUCGUGCAUUGCGCGAAAAUCUCGCGGCGGCUUCGACGCGCGCUGGGGCAGGACGACGGCGACGAGUACGCCCCGGGCGCGAGCGACGGGCCGCUCUCGCCGCUCGGGAAAGCGAACGCGAAAUCAUCAUCGAACGGAGUCGGAGGGAAGAAGAGGAGAGCGCUCGUCGCCGUCGACGACGUCGUCGCCGUCGCCGGGGACGGGUCGUUCAGCGCGAACCUGAAACCGUACCAGAUGGUCGGCGUGAACUUUCUGUUGCUGCUCGACGAGGAGGACGUCCCCGGGGCGAUCCUGGCGGACGAGAUGGGGCUGGGGAAGACCGCGCAGGUGCGUUCUAUACACUGGUGGGGCGAGAAGACGCUGCCGAAACGCACGCUCGCGCAGAUCGCGUCCGGGAGCGGCGGCGGCGGCGGCGCCUCCGGACCCGGCGACGCGAGAGAAGAGCCCGCGCUCGUCGUCGCGCCCGCGUCGCUGCUCGAGAACUGGAAGCGCGAGCUCUCGCGCUGGGCGCCGGCGUUGAAGGUUGGUUUCUACCACGGCGCCGCCGGGCAAAACGCGGUUCGCGCCGCCGCGGAGGCGCACGCGUUUCAACGCGAAAACGACACGGGCGAGCGCGUCAGCGGCGGCGGCGCGUUCGACGUCAUCAUCGCGUGCUACUCCCUCUUCGAGCGCGACUCCGCGGACGUCAAGCUUCACCGGAAGUGGCUGCGAUCGCUGCGGUUUUCGCACCUCGUCUUGGACGAAGCGCAUCUCGUGAAGAAUCGAAACACGCAACGCGCUAAACGGUUGGAUCUCGUCGCCGCGCGCGCGCGACGACGCGUCCUUCUCACGGGGACGCCGCUGCAGAACAACCUGAGGGAGCUCGAGUCGCUGAUACACCUCGUCCUCCCCGGGCUACUCGCGGAGGGCGCGCUCGAGGGCGGGAUCGGGCAAGAGGGCGCGGACGAGACCGAGGCGGAGGCGGCGGCGAGAGCGUCGAGGGUGAAAUUUAUUCUCGCGCCGUUCAUCCUUCGUCGCUUAAAAGAAGAAGUCGCGAGGGAGCUGAUCCCGAAGACGCACGUGAAGACGAUCGCGGAGAUGACUUCGGGGCAGAGACGUAGCUACGAGAGCGCCGUGGACGCCGCGCGGGCGGAGCGACGACGGCAACGCGAGGGAAGAGGGGACGGGGAUUCGGCGGGGACGAAUUCUUCGACCAACGCGCCGCCGUCGGAAAAAAUCAAAGCGUUGUUCGUGCACCUUCGGAAGAUCGCGAACCACCCGUUGCUCGUCCGGGAGAAGUACACGGAAGAGGACGUCGAAGAGAUGUCCGCGGUGUGUCAUCGCAAGGGCGCGUUCGGGCACGAGGCGACGUUGCCCAUGGUGCGGCAGCACGUGAGGGGUCUGAGCGAUUUCGCGUUGCACCAGCUGUGCGAGGAUCCGCAGCUCGGGGGCGCGCUCGCGCACAAGGCGCUCCCCGCGGAGGCGGCGUUCGACGCGUCAAAAACGCGCAAGCUCGAGACGUUACUCGCGGAUUUAAAAUCGAAAGGCAGCCGCCCGCUGAUAUUCUCGCAGUGGAAGAUCGUCUUGGACAUCCUAGAGUGGGCGCUCAGAGAACGCGGGCACAAAUUCGUGCGUCUGGACGGCUCAACCGCGGUGGAGGAGCGCCAACGCAUCUGCGACGCGUUCAACAGAGACGGCAGCGACAUCUUCGCCUUCUUGCUGUCCACGCGCGCGGGCGGUCAAGGCUUGAACCUCACGGGCGCGGACGUCGUCGUCAUCCACGACUGCGACUUCAACCCGCAGAUCGACCGCCAGGCGGAGGACCGGUCGCAUCGGUUGGGGCAGACCAAGCCGGUGACGGUGUAUCGGUUGGUCACGAGCGGCACCGUGGACGAGCGGAUCGUGGAGAUCGCGGAAGGGAAGCUCGCGUUGGACGCGGCGAUAUUGAGCGACCCGAAGGCGAUGGCCGCGGAGGAGAACAAGGCGAUGCACAGCAUAUUGGAGGACUUGUUAGGGUGACGACGAGGAAGUUUAUUGGGGAGCGCGCGAACGCGAACGCCCCCCUCUGAUGCGUUACGUUUCAACGAACAGAACGCCAAAC
Messenger RNA from Micromonas pusilla CCMP1545, 2518 nucleotides. RefSeq names its product SNF2 super family. Bases 1 to 2436 code for a protein of 811 amino acids. Gene Ontology annotation, cellular component: nucleus. The record is from RefSeq and is a predicted model, not a curated record. NCBI's taxonomy places the organism in Eukaryota, Viridiplantae, Chlorophyta, Mamiellophyceae, Mamiellales, Mamiellaceae. The transcript is spliced from 2 exons. Gene Ontology annotation, molecular function: ATP binding; DNA binding; chromatin binding.